This is a messenger RNA of Varroa destructor (honeybee mite), 6834 nucleotides long. RefSeq lists its product as uncharacterized. NCBI's taxonomy places the organism in Eukaryota, Metazoa, Arthropoda, Arachnida, Mesostigmata, Varroidae. The record is from RefSeq and is a predicted model, not a curated record.
CGUAGGUCUCAUGUACCUCCUACUGCUCGUAUUCACCUGAAGUCCCUUAUUUAAUUCACUUCUGUCACUGUAAUUACCACUUGUAAAUUUUAGUUACAUUAAUCCUCAAAUUUUUGUUUGGAUUUUAUAAAUAUUUCCUCAGGUUUAUCAAAAAAAUCAUUUGUACUAUUUAUUUAUCACGCGCAAAUCUUUAAGGUCCAUGAGCCCUGCAAUGCACGUUACCUAUAAUAAUACUGCCUUCAUGCGUGUUUAGAGCAAACUGGUGAUUUUGCCGCUCGAUUCCUAAUGACAACACCCUAGACGGCACGUGACAUAUUUGAACGUGAAAAUCUAGAAAUUUCCAUUGAGAUUAUGCUAUGUAAUGAAUAGAAAAUAACCGUUAAUUGUUAGACAGGAUUCUUAAAGCCUUACAUUAAAUUGUAUUAAAAAAAUGCGCAUUCUAAAGUGUCAUGGUACCGAAUCAGAUUUGGUAAAAAAAAUAUAUAUAUUGCAUUUGUUUAUUCGUGAUUAUUCCUAACCUCAGAAACUUACGCCCAAUUCUAUACUGCCUCGCAUUCAUAGUCGUCCGAUCCCGGCUUCAGCUCGGCUAUGUGUCAACUAGAGAGUAAUAUUAGCAAUAUUGUCAAAUGUUGAUACUCAAGUCAAAUCUAUAAAACAGUGCUCAGGAUAACAGCGGAAUCAGCCAUCUGCCUGUAUUACCCGAGUUAUGGGAUCGGGCCAUUAGAUCUCUUUCUGUCUUACGUCUUAUCUGCCCCAUGGGCCUGGCCUGGCUAUCUCUGUUUGGUGUAUUUCGCUGAUCACAGAACUUGUUAUAUAUUUCAUUUAUUUAGUAUCUUGAUUAAAAUUUCACUAAAGAAUUAUCUGUUGGGUCAAUGAAUGUUUGUUGUUGUCACUGCUGGCCUGAAUUGAAUGUUGAAUAUGUCCGUCUGAAAAAGCGUUUCAAUCAUUUCAAUAUACAAAACGUGUUUGUACAACUAAAUGUUUCUCUUCCCGGCUAUUAUGGUAGAUUAUAUUAGUUGAUUGUCCCUCGAUUAAUUUUCACCUCAAGACAUUCGAGCACGAAUGAACGAUAACCAUUUUUGGCUGUGACAAUUUUUUUUCUAGAGUUUUGCUACGGUCAUUUGUGGCAUUUUCCUUUUUUUAGCAAUGGUUAUUAGCCUGCUAUCUUAUAUUUUUAGCCUUAUUUAUUUGUAAAGUUUCGAAUAUCAAACGUUAAAGCUUCUCGAAUAGUUCCCUCUUUCGUCUUUCUCGGUUCGUUCUCCCGAUUUACCUGAUCAGAUCUUGUGCUAAUUUGCUAUCAGUAAUACAAAAUAUACAUAUGAUUCCAUGUUUCGGCUAGCGUACGUCAAAAUUCGUUGGUUGUAAGUCGCCCGUUGCUGUCCAGGUUUGCUAUCGCCCAACACCUUAAUGCAUUCAUUCAAACACAACAAGCCUCUUUUUUGGACUCUGCCGGGAAAGAGUCGUUUAACAACUUUGAACGGACCUCGCCUAUCUCUCGCUGUUAUCGCCCUCUGUUGCUCACUUCGGGUCGUGUCUGCGCCUUUGAGGGGUCCGGGCUGUGUGUGUACCUCGUUGAAGCGUUCUCUUCAGGCAGGCAUGAACGAUGCCACUGGGAUUAGUAGCCAUUUUAAGAAAAAACGUCGCAAAUCGCCUUCUAAUCCUUCGUCUCCUGAACAACAGCACCAACGCAAUCCGAGUUCGGAGCCGCAACUCAAAUCACCAGAUUUCUCGGUUGUUGGCCAGCUAGAGCAUCGGAGUCGUUCGACUCCUUUCAUAAAUUUCGGCAUCGAUCAUAGUUUUGAUUGUAGUGAAGUCAGCGACGACUCGCAUGAGGAGGAAGCCAGCUGGCCGGUUUUGUGCCAUUCACCCGAAGACGACGAUCAACGGAAGAGGUUCUGUGAUCUGUUUGCUUUGGCUCUUAGGGGAACCCCCAGUGAUCGCCGCCAGCUGUUCGCGAGUGUGCGAAGUGGCCGUAGAGGUGACACCGAUUGCAGUAGAGCCGUAAAUAGCAGGGGGGACCUAGAAGGUGCGACGAGUGACAUCAAUAACCAUCAGUUGCUUCUAGAGGAAGAGCUACUUGGCCUGUGUGACUACAGUGACGAAGAAGAAAAAGCAGCACCAGUAGUACGUGAAAACGACGACCACGACACAGAAGAAACACAGAAAGGAGGAGAUGACAACUACCUGCACCAAAUCAGUGUCGGUAACUCCGAUAACAUUGCAGCUCCUGGUCAAAAUGUGAAGGCUAGCGUUAAAGAGGAAGACGACAGUAUCUACUUUUAUCGCAAUAAUCCGACACUUGUGAAGCAUGAAUUGGUCGUUUUGGUUAGAAGCCAACCCUGGGCUACCAGCUUAACGAACCAAAACCUACUAUUAAGUUCUACACCUGCUUCAGCGGACGAUAGCGUGAAGAAUUUCACUCGACGUAACAAACGUCAAGAUAAGGAGAGUGUAAAACGAGCUGCUGGAGGAGGUGAAGAAGGACUGUCCACACGAAGAGCUCGUCGAACGGAGACGCAGGCUAGUAGCAACUCCAACGUCAAUUCACAGAAAUUACCCAAAAGAAGAUUACACACGCCUUACGGACGGAGUUUACACCAGCUCUCCGUAUCCAAUAUUGUGGACUCGGAACAAGCUGCGCUUAAUGAUAAACGACCUCACAGUGGUAGUGCUAUUGUUAAGGUUGGAGACGAAACUACAUCGUCGGAGCCACCUGAUGCAGACGCUGGCAGUGCCAGUGUAAUGGAACAUCUUCGACAGCUUGUCUAUCGACGAUACGCCGGUUCGCAAGCUGAAGCUGUCAAACUAAGCCAGGCUUCGUACACAUCGGCUGACGACCAACAGGACUCACUGAGCGGCUCGUUGCUGUCGAGUGUACCAGACCUUUCACGGAGAUAUCGGCCGGCCCUAGAAGCAAGCCAACAGGCGACUAGUCGAAGGACUAUGCCUGCGUUAAAGACGGAUUCUCACCAGAGCCAAAACGGUCACACGCUGCCAACGGCAGAACUUGCAGCAGCUGUUGAAGGAAGUGGAGUAAAGGCUACAGACGAUUUCGUGUGGCGGGAACGUCCUUUGGAGAACGACGGGAAAAAAGAUCAAUUCCAGGCAAACGAUAGGAAACCAGUCGAUAUCGAAGGAAGUUCGUUGCCGUUAGGGGACGGGGCUGAAAUUCCAAAUUCGAGUGUUGUAAGGCAAGCUCCACCCGCGGUGUUAUCUGCUGGAAAGUCGUUGCUGAAUGCGGAAAUCUGUUCAGUGGACAUGGCUAGAGAAAGCGAAACCACUUCGGCUCAGGACGUUGUAGAUGCCAAACUAAAUGGCAGUCAGCAUCAUGAAAAGGUCCCCACUAUCAGUGCAUCGUUUUCCAAUACAGGAAACGUUACAAACGUUGAUGUCACAGUAAAACCUGAGGCCUUGGUUCCAUCUGAAAGUCCUAAAACUCCAAAACUCACCGUACAGGUACCUACGGCGGAUUUAAAUAACAAUAAUAACAACAACAGCAAUACGACUAUCAACAAAAAAGUGCCAGACAGCAAAAAGGCGUAUUCGAAACAGCAGCAGAUCGCGCAACAAAAAGUCAAGCUGCAACAACAACGUCCGGCCAAACCCAAAUCAUCAGAGGUUUCUACUAAAAGAUCAUCGUCGGCAACACCUCAUGGUGCUACCUCUCAAAAAACUGCUGUAUCCGAAAAGCGAGCUCCGUCCAAAUCGGGAAGCAGCGAGUCAAAGAAGUGCCAAAAAUCAAAAACUAUACCGUCAACCACAGGAGGAACCGGUAUCAAGGGCGGACAUGGCUCAUCCGGCAAUCAGCAGUAUUCCGUGUCAUCUUUUAACGCAGCGUCUCCUGUUUGUCAGUUAAACAACGACGUGUGGAACAGCCCCACACACCAGUUCAAUGGAAAUAGCAACGCGAACAAUAGCACCUCGCCUAUUUGUAGUAAGAAUCAUAAUAAUAAUAAUUACCUUGGUCAAGAAUCACAGCCAGUACAAGUAGCGCAGCACCAGUCAUCAUCACAAUAUUGGCAAUAUGAAGCGCUACCAGGUGUUAUGCAGCAACACAUCGAUCAGUUUGCCAGUUACUCGAGUCCACAACAAAUUGUAACAUCGGCACUACCUGGUGGCUAUAGUAAUUCGAACAGUAAUAGUAUGGAUUUUGCAUCGGGAACUAGUGAAAUGGGCCGAGGCGUACUAGAGCAAUGGUCGGGGGGCCGAAGUUCGCCGGUGUUUAUCCGUGAGAACAAUGUGAGAAUCGCACCAUUAUAUCGUCAACAUCAUCUGCACACGAUGGACUCCCAUACUACACCGACCAUGUACAGUAACUGUAGCAACAGCUCCGAGUCAAUGGAUUACAGCCAGCAGACAACAUCCGCGCACAACAAUGCCAUGCAGCAGCAGCAGCAGCAGCAGCAGCCGCAGCAGCAGCAGCAGCAGCAGCAGCAGCAGCAAUUUUAUCAACACCCGUCGCAACAACAGGUCCAUCAUACAACGAAUAUAACAAACGGAGGAACGCAUGUCGGUUACAAUAACGGCAACAACUACGCCUAUGGCAACAACAGCCAGACGAAUCGGUCGGUUCUUAUAUCACAGCCUCAGCCAAAUGUCAUCAGUAUUGAGGAAGCUCUCGCGCAGCUUGCCGAUGAGGACGCUGCUAUGUGGCAUGAACCCUCAACAAGUGAUCACAACAUCCAACAUCCGACAUCAGCUCAGUGUAGUGCCCAAAAUGUUCAAAUAUCAUCUCCGAACUUUAGUGAUAACUCGGAGAGAUACAACUUAAAUAUCAGUUCUAAUCAAAUAACGUCUCCGGCUCCGCUUAGUCCUCCAGCAAAACGCAACAGUCCUUUAAACUCAUCAAGCGACGAAAUGAGCUCUUGGAGCACCGAUGUAAAGAAACGGGCCCUGAUGGCCGCUUGUAGACCGGCUGACCAACCGCCGGAUUUCCCUGGGGGCGAGCAACUGCGUGCUUUGGCACAGCCCGACGGAACAACAGCACCAACAACAUGCUAUGGCCUUGAAGUGUCCUUCCCGCAACAGGUGUUUGUGGUCUUGCGAAAUAAGUUGAACUCGUCGGCCGAGGUGUUAGAUGUCAAUGUUGAGCCGUCAGCAGCGCGUGCCCUACGAGCCUUACGACUACCGCCAACGAUGGAGAGACCUUCACUUGAACUAGUUCAACAACGUUUUGCCGCUUUUUCAAACGCCACUGGCCUACCGCCGCUUUAUGAUUAUAGCCGUCCGGAGUUGGUGACUCAGCCGAAGGAGCCGAGGCCGCGAAGAGUUCUAGCAUUGUGUUGUGCAUACCGCCUGCGCUUCCCAGCUCUCUUUUUCGGUUCCACGACAGGAAUUGAGAAUGAACAAGAUCUGCAUGACUUCGUUCACUGUGCAGCGUUCUCGGGCGUGUUCAAUUCAUGGAACCUUGACCAGCUGAAUGCGAUCCGUAAAUUCAAAGAGCUUGUUCCGCCUCCACCUCCUCAGUAUCAACAGUGUGUCUCACAGACGGAAGCGUUUCUAGUGCUUGUCGCCCAUUUGCGGGUGGCAAACGUUCCGAGCGGCCGACCACCUCCAACAUUGCGGCAUGUUGUACUUGCCCCGUGGGCCGCCCAGGAGAUCAACGAUUCUCUCACAGCACUUUCCCCGGCCGUACAGGCAUCUAGUGACGCGCUCGUGGUAUUCAACGAAUCUCGUAAACUUAACACGCGAACGCAGAACGUUACAUACUGUACGUUCUUCGCGGGCGUACGUCUGCUCGAUGCCGCAGAAAAUGGAACAUACCUCACUCCUCAACAGUUAUUCGACGUUCCCGUACAGCUCUCUGACGACGGAGCAAAAGUAUUACGGAAACUUUUCUCAUUUAUGUACGAGGUGUACGAAACUUGCGGGUCGAUGGACAGGUACGCUGCUCUGCGAGAGGCUCGAAACCGGCUGAAUCUGGAUGAUGCAACCUUCUUUGCCGUUUUACACGCUCGUAGACCUGUUAGUCUUAUACGACCACGAGGAUCCUACGACCUUUCUCCCGAACAUGUACGACGGGUUGUGCUUGGAGACGGUGAUAAGUCAUCGAGUCGAAAGGAGGCCAAGACACCACGAAAAAGCUCAGCAAGUAGUAAAUCAGAAAGCAGCAAUACACGUGCCAUAGCCGAGGAAUCCUGUGAAUCGAUAUUACCACCUGGAACGCCAGGUACCCCUACAACUCCGGGAACACCUUGAAGUCUGUACUCGUGUAAUGUAAAAGAGCACAUGAAGGCAUGACCUAUCAAUGGCCGAACGAGGACUCAGAAAAGAAUCUGAUCUGCAAAUGGACAGUACAAGUGAACUAUUGCGCUUUCGUGUGCGAACUUGAGAUACGGAAACCGCCAGUUACACGUCAAACGCUUCCGUGCAAUUUGUAAGGGUUUUUGCAUCCUCCCAUGAAGAUUCGUUACGUCUACGGUAUCCUGUCAAAUGAUGUUGUUCACCGUAUUCAAAGGUUGGAAUCGAAAAGAGUCGUCUAUACAAUGGGAUACACAGUAUAGUUGGCUGUCUAAACUGUUCCCCACUCAACGCAUGCAACUAUCUACUGCAAUUUAAGCUACCUUAGUUAUGCAUGAACAUUAGUAAUGCAGUGAAAUACUAUUUUAAUGAAUAAACAAUCAUUAUAUAUUACAUACAGGACUAUAAUCAGGAUUGCGUAUCCUUCGCUUAGAAUUUAUCCAAAUCCAUCAUCCCACUUAAAUAAUACACAAACAACGUGUGCGUUUUAACAAGAGGGAGCUAGAGAGCAGUAAGAUAAGGCAAAAAUAAUCUAGCUAAACCGAUGUGUAGAGCACGCAGAGGCCUCUCUUUCUCACUCGAACAACAACAACA